Molecule: messenger RNA, 813 nt
Organism: Hansenula ciferrii
Lineage: Eukaryota; Fungi; Ascomycota; Saccharomycetes; Phaffomycetales; Wickerhamomycetaceae
Gene: PEP12
Product: SNAP receptor PEP12
Exons: 1
Coding region: 1-813 (270 amino acids)
Biological process (GO): intracellular protein transport; vesicle fusion; Golgi to vacuole transport
Cellular component (GO): SNARE complex; endomembrane system; membrane
Molecular function (GO): SNARE binding; SNAP receptor activity
Source: RefSeq, a predicted model, not a curated record
AUGUCAUUCAGGGAUUUGGAUGUUGAUUUGGAGUCUCAGAGACCAUUUUCAGAUCAUCCAGAAUUUGACAAGAUCACAGAUGAGAUUUCUAAUCUUUUAUUAGAUGUUAACAAUAAUCUUGUGACGUUAAAGAAAUUUGUUAGCUCAUUAGAAACUAGUAAGAAUGAUAAGAAUAGAUCUAACUUGAAUCAUAAAUCCGUCAAAUCCAUAGACACCAUAACAGAUCUCUUUAAAAACUUGAGUCUCUUGAGUAGAAGAGUUAAUGAUUAUGAAGAAUUAAAUCCAUCACAAACAUUCACAAAGGAUAAAGUUACAAGAGAGAUCAAAAUUUCACUAGAAGAGUUCCAAGAUUUACAAGCAAAGUUUACAACGAUAACCAAAAGAUUAAAUGAAGAGGCUAAGGCCGCUUUGGAUCAGGAUUCUACAACAGCUGGUGGUGAAGUUGGCGGUGGUACAAUUGGGAAUCCACAACAAGAAUUAAUCAUAGAAAGAGAUGUAAUCAAUACUGAAGAAUUCGAUCAUCAACAAAACUUAAUAAGAGAAAGAGAAGAAGAAAUAGAGAAUAUUGAACAUGGUAUCAAUGAAUUAAAUGAGAUAUUUACGGAUCUUGGUGCUAUAGUUAGAGAACAAGGUACAAUGGUUGAUAAUAUUGAAUCAAAUAUUUAUGAUAUUUCAAACUCAACAAGAUCAGCUGCUGGUGAAUUGUCCAAAGCUUUACAUUAUCAGAGAAGAUCUAGAGGUAAGACUUUCUGUUUAUUAGUCAUCUUAGUUAUUAUUUUAGUUGUUGUUAUAUUGGGUAUUUUCUUAGGUUAA